GAUGUACACAACCCUUCAGCAGAGCGGUGCUGGGUAGUAGACCUUCACCCAGUGGAUCUUCAGAAAUUGCAAGCAAACGCUGUUGUCAUAGAGUAUCCUGCAAUUUUCAGCAGCCAGACAGAGAACGAGGUCAAAGAUUGGAGCAAUAAAGGUCAGAAGCGAUCAACAAAAGGUCACCGGGAUUGGAAAAUCGCUGUAACUCCACGCGAGUGACGGUCGCUUGACGUGAUGGGGCGUGCAGUUAGCACGACUUAGGGUCAGCCUCCGAGUUCAACUUGUGUCAUAUAAAUCAUUGAGUGCAGGCGACUCGUAUAUACGAUGGCUACGAGAAGUCACAGUGUACCACUCUACAUCAGACAAUUUUUUCUCCUAUUCGUCAUCACUGCGACGAGCGUCGAUGGUGCCAGCAUGUGUCCAGACUUUCAGGAAACCGCAGACCUGUGUUUAGACGGGUCGGGGUCAGAUGACGGCCCAGGUGACCUCCGAGUGGAGGCCAAUGACGUCAGAGCAAUCUGUCGCCUGGAUCAGCUGAUGACGUGGUUCUCUCCCAGCGCGCACCACCAGACGAUGGCCUACAGAAUGAUACAGUCGUGUACUAAAGCUAAGGACACCACCGACAGUGAUGCAGAGUGCGAGAAGGUUGACAUAAAUGACAUCGUCACUGAGCUAGUGUCCCUACUUCCGGUAACCUCUGUGACGUCAAACAUGACCUAUUACAACAGUUACUGUUUUUGGUGCUCGUCUGACCCGGGGCCAGGGCUCAUCUGGUCUCUGAACAUCAGCUGCUCUCAGUGGCUGGCGCUGCAGUCUUCCAGAUCGGAACAAGACUUGAUCGUCACUGCGAUGAAAUCUCCAUUUUGCUGGAUACGUCUUCAGCCACCACCAGGAGUGUUCCCAGAAACCUGCAUAAAACGUGGACUGACAUCAACACAGCCCUCAACAGCUUCGGACAUCAGCAUACAGUCAGAUAACAGCACACAAAAUGACAGCCAGGACCAGAGUGCAGCGCCAUCUGCUCUGUCCAUCCUGCUCAACUUUAGGGACAAAGGUGCUUAUGAGGCUACAGGACAGCUAGCAGUGGAGGUCAAAGAGCGGAAGGACACGUCUAUCAAAGGUCGCCUGUCUGCUCUAAUGACGAGUUUCACGAAACAAUUACGAAUCGGUGCAUACGGCUGAAGUGCACUUUCGGCAAAAGACUCCGCAAUCAGCGAUGCCAGCCAUUCGUUCAGCGAGCCAAGGGGCUCGCCUAUCAAGUCGCUCUUUCUAUCGACGUGUUUGUCACGAGGCCAAACGAUGAGAACCGUUAUCUAAAUUUACCUCUGACGUCACAGGCGACUCUGGAAGAAGUUGUGGACGUUACUCUUCGCGACAGGUUAUCUCUCCUGCACUCCGAGGCCUACGUCUUCACAGGUGUGGUUGUUGAAGACUUCGGCGGAUACGCACCGUCGGCAGCUGAUGUUUUGAUUGACAAGGAGGAGGACGAUGUUUGCACGCCCUGGAGGACAGGAUCGAGAAGAAAGCUGCAAGUAUCACCCGUAGCUUCGCAAGACUUUCUAGCCAGGGAGAAGACGACGAGAAUAACACUUCAUUCUGGGGUCGAGUGGAACUUCGGGUAAAUUUUAUCGUCACGUCGGAGGCAGAGGUCGAGGAGGUGGAGCUGGCGGCCCUGGGCCUGGCCCAGAACGAUCUUUACGUCAAGUGCAACGAAAGUUACCUGCGCAUCUCACCCAAAAUUUCGAAGAAGCGCGCAGACUUCGCACACUCAGGAACAGCUACUGUGGAGAGCAGGUCGUUUCGGACUGUUGCUCAGCAUCCAGACUACGUCACUCUCCUUGACCUGCAAGACCGUGUCGACACGGUCGUCUCCCCUUUCCUCUUUUGUCCCUACCUGACAUUCUCGACAGGUGAUUUCCAGAUAAACGCGACGCCCAAGACACGGCGCAGGUGCCGAUGCUGAACCUAACUGUGAGCCUGAUGGAGGAAGGUGUGGAGGUGGACGGCUUCGGCAAGUUGCGGAUAUGCAGGGACACUUUUGUGGAAAUCCUCGCAGCCAGCAACAGCGACAGAAGCUAUGUCCCGCACUUUGUCAAGGAUAGACGAGUGCCGCUGGUUCACAACCUGCAGAACUACAUCUCGUUGGUCUGCGUGUCGGUCUCGUUGUUGGCCUUGUUUAUCACGUUCACUACCUUGACCCUGAGGCCGGACAUGCGCAGUCUGCAAGGUCACAACGCCUUAGCCUUGUGUGCCAGCCUCUUUCUGGCUCAAAGCCUGCUGCAGUUCGGCGCACGCCGCACGGAACAUCCUGGCACCUGCGUGGCGCUGGGCAUGGCCGUGCACUACUUCUGGCUCGCCACCGCCCUGUGGACGACUAUUUGCUCUUUCCACUUGCAUCACGUGGUCGCGGAACAUUCCCGAGGCUCGACUAGGAAGGAUUGCUGCAGCAGAAGAUUCCUCGGCUACAGCCUCUUCGCCCAGGGAGUUCCUGCGGUCGUGGUGUCCGGAACGGCAGCGGCGUCAAUCUUGCUGUCGGACGGGCGUCAGGUGGGUUAUGGGGGCGCCACCUGCUUCUUGUCCACGUCAGCUUCAGGGGCCAUCACGCUUGCGUUUCCGGUCGGAGUUGUCAUUCUUUUCAACGUGGCGCUCUUUGUUUGCACUGCUCGUUGCGAAGCAAGAUCGGCAAGCCUCGAAGGUGCAAAUCAUCCCUGCAUUGUAGGUGAGAGAAAGAAACAGAAGCAGAAGACAGUACCAUGGCGCCCGAGCAUGAAUCUAUGUUUGUGGCUGUCUCUGCUGACUGGACUUACCUGGAUUCUAGAGCUACUGGCGCAGGGUCUUGGCUCACAAGGGUUGUACCUCCUGUCCUCCAUGGUCAACGGUUCGCAAGGCGUCCUCGUGGCAUUAUCUUACCUUGUCACUCGCCAGAUGGCGCGGCUUUACUCCCAGGCCUUCUGCUCUCGCUUGGCAGGGUUCAUCACCAGAUCCAUCCUGAGAACCCCCAGUGAAACCGGUGGCACAGUGUGCACAGUUUCCUCUGCUGAUGGUCCCUGCUACAUAGUGUGCACCCCCUAUUUGAUGCAGAGACAUGAUGAGCAGGGUUUAAUCUAAAUUUGUUUUUCUAUUUUUUCUACAAUUAUGAGUUUAGAAAAGAUUUUUUUUCUUUUUAUAGUCGGGGUGGUGGUAGAGGACGGCGUUUGUGGGGCUGAGGGGAGCUGAAUUUCAUAAGUUAUUUGUGCUCGGCCAGUAAACACUUCAUUAUA
Messenger RNA from Pomacea canaliculata, 3254 nucleotides. Its product is annotated as cadherin EGF LAG seven-pass G-type receptor 1-like. Bases 1951 to 3102 code for a protein of 383 amino acids. Gene Ontology annotation, cellular component: membrane. Gene Ontology annotation, biological process: G protein-coupled receptor signaling pathway; cell surface receptor signaling pathway. NCBI's taxonomy places the organism in Eukaryota, Metazoa, Mollusca, Gastropoda, Architaenioglossa, Ampullariidae. The transcript is spliced from 6 exons. The record is from RefSeq and is a predicted model, not a curated record. Gene Ontology annotation, molecular function: G protein-coupled receptor activity.